Messenger RNA from Python bivittatus (Burmese python), 2349 nucleotides. Lineage: Eukaryota; Metazoa; Chordata; Lepidosauria; Squamata; Pythonidae. The record is from RefSeq and is a predicted model, not a curated record.
AUGGAAAAGGUGGCCCUGAUGGAGUCUGUGCCCAUAGAAGAAAACGGAAGGAGGCUGGAGCAUGAGUUCCUUUAUAUGGACAAAUGCCCUGCCAGUGUUUUGGGGCGAGACUUAUUGAUGAAAUUACAAGCAAAAAUUGAGUUCUCUGAUGAUGUUUCAUCCUGGAAAAUUUUUGCUUUUACAUGGGAAGCAAUUCCUGGCUGUGAGGAAAUCCCCUUUGGAAGGUAUUCCUGGCGAUGCCUUCCACAGGGGUGGAAGAAUUCAUCCACCCUCUUUGGAGAAGCUUUAAGUCCCAUCCUUCGGGAUUGGACUCCACCGACAGAGUGCCGAAUGGUUCAGUAUGUUGAUGAUAUUUUGAUAUCUACCUUGGACAAAGAUUCGUGCAAACUGGCCACGGUAAGUCUCUUAAACUUCUUGGGAUAUGAAGGAUUCAAAGUUUCAAAAAGCAAGGCACAGAUUGCGCUUACUGAAAUUGUUUAUUUGGGAUUUGUACUUUCCAGGGGACAACGACAAUUAAGCCAGGAACGAAAGGAAACCGUUUUCCGGGUGGGCCUACCAGACACAAAGAGGCAGUGGAGAACUUUCUUGGGAAUGACGGAGUUUUGUAGACUCUGGAUCCCAAAUUAUUCCAUGAUUGCAAAACCUCUAUAUGAGGCUUUGAAGGGACCAGGUGAACGGGUUGAGGCAACUCCUGAAAUGAAAUGGGCUUUCAAAGUACUGAAAGAAAAGCUUCUUUCGGCGCCUGCCUUAGGCUUACCCAACCCGGAAAAACCAUAUGAGCUGUUUGUGCAUGAGAGGAACAGAAUGGCCCUGGGGGUCCUCACUCAGCAGAUCGGAAGCUGGCGGAGGCCGGUUGCCUAUCUCUCAAAACAAUUGGAGGUGGCAAAAGGCUGGCCAACAUGCCUUCGAGCAGUGGCAGAUACCGUAUCACUCUCUAAGGAGGCAGGGAAAUUUACCCUUGGUGCUCCAAUUACAGUUCAGGUGCCUCAUGCCGUGGCAACGGUGUUAGAGCAAAAAGGGGGUCUGUGGAUUUCCAAUGCCCGGUUAGGGCAAUAUCAGGCAGCCUUAUUGGAUAGCCCAGAGUUAUGAUUGGUGACCAGUAAUUGUCUCAACCCAGCUACCUUACUCCCUAAACCACAGCCAAACAGUGAUCCGAUUUUACACGAUUGCAUUCAGACUAUAGAUCAGGAAUUCUCUAGCAGGCGGGACUUGAGGGAUGUCCCCAUUAGCCACACUGAUUGCGAAUUCUUUGUUGAUGGGAGCAGCAUAGUCAGAGAUGGGCUUCGGCGAGCAGGAUAUGCAGUUGUAACAGAAUGGGAGGUAGUGGAGGCUAAACCCCUCUCUCCCAGCACCUCAGCUCAGCAAGCCGAACUAAAUGCCCUCACAAGAACUUUGAAGUUGGGGAACAGAAAGAAAACCAACAUUUUUACUGACUCCAGAUAUGCCUUUGGAGUGGCUGUGAUGCAUGGAAAAGGACAUGGAAAAGCGCUUGAGCAGACUGAAAGGAAUGGGAACCGACUAGCUGAUGAAACUGCUAGGAAAGUGACAGAAUGUCAGGCAGAGGUGCUCAUGGUGGUUAAUAGUGUGCCAGCUCCAUCAGCGGAGCUGCCUUUGAAUCCUAGAUAUUCCAGAAGGGAGAAGCAGAGAGCACUGGGGGCUGGGGCGACCUGGGGAGACUCUGGCUGGCUAAAAACUAAAGAGGGUAAACUGGUGAUACUGCAGGCCUUGUCCAGAUCGCUAUUGCAGCAAAUGCACCAGCGAACACAUGCCAGCCCAUCUGCACUCUCUCGGUGUGUACAACCCUGGGCUUCCAUUGAGGGAAUCACUACAUUGGCUCAGGAGAUUUGUGAAUUGUGCUUGACCUGCUGCAAGAAUAACCCAAAUACAGGAAUCAGAAAAGGACCCAUGGGUACUCAACCCAGGGGCCAUCUUCCUGGUUCUAAAUGGCAGGUGGACUUCACUGAAUUGCCCAGACAUAAAGGAUAUCGGUAUUGUCUGGUGUUCGUGGACUCUCUAACUGGGUGGCCUGAAGCGUUCCCUUGCAGGACCAACAAGGCAAAAGAGGUGGUAAAGACUCUUUUAAGGGAAAUCAUACCACGACAUGGGAUCCCUUGGGAGGGGUUAAAUUCAAAUAAUGGGCCACAUUUUGUGGCUACAGUGGUUCAGGAGGUGGCAAAAUUUCUUGACAUCCCCUGGAAGUUACAUGCCUCUCAUCGGCCAGAGGCACUGGGGCAGGUUGAGAGACUGAACCAGACAAUAAAGGCACACCUCAGGAAAUUGUCACAAGAAACUAAACUAGGCUGGGUUCAGGAGUCUGGUGGUUAUGUGGCAAUGAGGGAUUUAAGGUAA